AUGGCACCCAGGUUUCCCAGUCAGCCUGAUCUCAUCAACAACACCUUUACCCAGCACGAGACUGAUCCUGCAAGACGCUAUCACUCAUGGAAAGAUCAUGGACUCAGUGAGUCAAUUGGUAGCGCAUUUCCACUUCAACACUACGCUGGUCCUGAUCCCAUGGCCAACACUUCUUUGCAGCGACAACUUCCAUCCUCCAGUCUGUCGAGCACCGAACCCGAUCAAUACAGUUCAUCGCAACCCAACGAAGAAAUGAGGCCACACUACCCCGGUGACAUUCCGUACGAUUUUGAUGCUACUGGUGUGCCGAAGGAGGUAUUCGACCAGUAUAUGUAUGCAUUCACGUACGCGGCAGGUGGAGCUCGCGACGAGGUCUGGGCAGAAUUUCGGCAGAUGUCGGCAUUCCAUGAGACAGCACAAGUUACAAAGGCGAAGGAUCGAAUGUGGAAACAUGCGUACGAACUAUUCAUACCACUCAUGCGCCAAAUGAAGCAAGAGAAGUCUGUCAAGGAGAUUCAGCAAUGCGUUUACCAUACGCCUGAUUUCCGAACCCAGCCUGAGUCAAACAAUUACAAGGGUACAUCACAACUAGAGGAGAGGAUGAAAGCCGUGCGCAGUCAGUUCAACUCAUUUAAGGAAAAGACGAAGACGAGGAUUCAGGCAUUGCUUCAUGAGAUCGCUUCAUUGCGGCGAGAGCUGGACGCUGAGCGGGAGAAGGCGAGGAAGCUAGAAGAGCAUAACGAGUGGAUGGCCGAUGAGAAGUAUGAUCUGGAAGCGCAAUUGACAGAUAUACACAUGUUUGAAAAGCCUGGGUCCAAACGGAGUCGAUCGGGCAGUGGGUCCUCAAUAAGUCGUAAUUCCUCUAUGCGUAGCACACAAUCUCGCAUGUCGAGUCGUUAG
Molecule: messenger RNA, 900 nt
Organism: Parastagonospora nodorum SN15
Lineage: Eukaryota; Fungi; Ascomycota; Dothideomycetes; Pleosporales; Phaeosphaeriaceae
Exons: 2
Coding region: 1-900 (299 amino acids)
Source: RefSeq, a predicted model, not a curated record